AUGUGCCACAACCGCUUGGAGCUGCUCUACCAUGACAAUGUGUUCAAGAAGCGCUUUUGCGCAACCUUCCCGAAGGUGUCCUCGUGCCAAAGGGGGGACCUGUGCGCGUUUGCACACCACCGAGAGGAGGUUCGCGUGGAGCUGUUAAAGCUUGAGGAGGAGGAGCUCAUGGCAGAAUGGUUCAGUGUACCCGAGGACUCCCGGUCUCCAGAGAUGCAGCUCCGAGCAGUGGACUUCUUCACACGCCGCUUCAAAACGCUGUGGUGCCCCUAUGGUACCCAACACAGCUGGCAUGAGUGCCUCUACGCCCACACCGAUCAGGACUGGCGCCGACGACCAGAACUCGGAUACAGCAGUGAACCUUGCACAGAGUGGGCGAAGCAUGUCGGGGAGCGUCUUCCGUACAAUGAGCGGUGCCCUAGAGGCUUGCGGUGUGGCUUCGCUCACGGCUCGAAGGAGCAGCUCUACCAUCCCUCCUAUUACAAGACGAUGCCGUGCACUGACUGGGCAGCGACGGGGCAUUGCCCACGGGGACCGCAGUGUGCUUUCUACCACGGCACAAACGAGCAGAGGAUCCUUGGAGAGGCCUUGUCGUCAAGUGCAGCAGUCACUGGCGAGAGUAUGGGCUUUGGAGGCCGGGUCCUGUCGGUCCAGGAACUGGAAGCUUCCUUGGCGGCUCGAACCGUCCAAGACGUUUGCGCCGCUGCUGGAAACCGGCCCUGUCUGGAGCCGGCCUUUAGCCUGGCCGGAAGUGUUGAUGGUGCAACCACACUGAGCGGAAGGAGCGGCAUGAGGACCUCCUUCGGCUCCUUGGCAUCCUUAGCCUCGCUGGCGUCCUCCAACUCGGCAACUGGCUCUCCUGCGGUGGGUCCUUGCCUUCCACUGGCCACGGAGUUGGAGCCUGCCUAUGUUCGGCUGCCGCCGAUGUGGGGAAACCACGGGCACCUGGGCCCUUUCCCAGAGGAUGACGAGGCUUCCGUCUCGAAAGAGUACCUGCGCCUGUGA
Messenger RNA from Symbiodinium sp. CCMP2592, 1005 nucleotides. NCBI's taxonomy places the organism in Eukaryota, Dinophyceae, Suessiales, Symbiodiniaceae. The record is from the annotation of a GenBank genome assembly.